ACGUCAAAUACAAGAUGGAUGGAAUCACGACAGCAACACGCUCAACACAUUUCUAAAAAGAAAGUGGUAUUUCAGUGCUGCCUGGGAAUACGGCAAAAAUAUUGGCUAGAAUGGACAACUUGGUUCACUACAGUAACCCAGCGCAUGCCAUCUCGCUGCUGAGCAUCCUCAAUGAGCAGCGUCUACGGGGCCAGCUGUGUGACAUUGUGCUGGUGGUGGGGGACCAGCGGUACCAGGCCCACCGGAGUGUCCUGGCCGCCAGCAGUGAGUACUUCCAGUCUCUCUUCUCCAGGAGGGACUCGGAGCACCGCGCCAUGGUCCAGCUGGACUUCUGUGAGCCUGACGCCUUUGAGCUGGUCCUCAACUACAUCUACUCUUCCUCCCUGUUUGUGGACAAGGGCAGCCUGGCUGCCAUCCAGGAGCUGGGCUACAGCCUGGGCAUCCCUUUCCUGACCAACAUCAUGGCCAUGAGGCCGCAGGUUUCAUACUGCAUCUCCAGAAAAAGGGUGUCCUUUACAGAUGAGGAUGAUGGCGGCUAUCAGCAAAGGAGUGUCAUCGUACGUCAGAGCCGCGGCGAAGCCGCUGGGGUUGGUGGUGCUCAUAGCCAGGGUUCAAGCUUGCUUAAGUCACUGAAGCACGGCCCUUACUCGGCCUCUGAGGAGGAAGCCUUAGCCAUGUCGGUUAAAGAACAAAGCCAGGCCUCUCGACUGCGUCGAGGUAAUGCAGUCGAGAGGAGCGGUGACUUUACAGAUCGUAAUCCCAGCAGGUCCUCGGACGACAAGUCCAUCAGCUCGGCCACUCCAUCCAUCAUGAAGGGACGGUCAGCUCAGAGCACUAAUACAUCUGUAAGACCUCAGCUGACCUCCUCUGUAUCUUUCAGUGAGUCCCAGAUACAGCAUGCGAGUUUACUGCCGGAUUCCAGUGUUGACCCUGGAGAGGAACAACCAGAGCCCCAUUACAGCCCCAAAACGUCCAUCUCGGGCCAGCAGACGGAGCGACACCCACCUGUGGACCGCAGCGGACCCCUCAUUAAAAGCCUGUUGCGGAGGUCCUUGUCCAUGGACAGCCCCGUUCCUAUCUUUUCCCCAGCGCUGGAGCUCAAAGACUCACAGAACAGGGAGCACUCUGUGGUGAAAAUGGCCACAAAGACGAGCAUGACGACGCCGUCGUCCGCUGACCAGAAACACCAGGGGUCACAGGACGUUCCAUCUUUGAUUCUCAGGGCCAGACACCACAACAUGUACGAGAGGGGGGGCGGUCAGGGAACAGACGUCCACGUGAAAACCGAGCCCAGCAGUCCACUGGCUGACCCCUCUGAUAUUAUACGUAUUACGGUAGGGGAUAAUCUACCUGUCAACCUCAGAGACCUGCAAAUAAACUUUGAUGAGAACCCAAAAGGUUACUUUAACCAUGCUGGAAAACGCAGGGCAAGGAUGGAUAACUUGAGUAAUCCGUACAAGCGGUCUCGGAUGGUGAAUGAACACCAUUUCGCACACAAGGACACUGGACCAGCUAAUGUACAGAGCACCUCAAACGCGGAGGAUGGCAGUGAAGAGCCGGGUGAGUUAAGACCAAACAAGAUGUUUAAAUGCUGGAACUGUUUAAAGAUCUUUCGAUCGAAUGCGGGUUUGUAUCGGCACGUGAACAUGUAUCACAACCCAGAGAAACCGUACGCCUGCGACAUAUGUCACAAGCGCUUUCACACCAACUUCAAAGUGUGGACCCACUGCCAGACACAGCACGGCGUGGUGCAGAACCCGGCAGCGUCCUCGAGCUCAUACUCGGUGCUGGACGAGAAGUUCCAGAGGAAGCUGAUCGACAUUGUGCGCGAGCGUGAAAUCAAGAAGGCCUUGAUCAUGAAGCUCAGGAGAAACAAACAGAAUCUACAGGCUCAGCCCUUUGCCAAAAAGAGUCUGCGGUCAAGGUCGACCUAUGUCUGCCCCUACUGCGGGAAGAUGUUCUGGUUCCAGUCGCAGUUCAGGCAGCACCUGAAAAUGCACCCAGUAGAGAACGACAACCCUCAGAUAGACCGAGGAGUUGAGUCUGCGGAGAACCAGAACCAGAUGGCUCACUUGAAAGAAAACCAAAGCAAGGACGUAUACCCUUGCAAGCUUUGCAAUGCAAAGCUCUCCUCUCCCAUGGAGCAAGGGGACCAUGAGAGGGGCUGCCGACACGCCACUGUCUGUCCAUACUGUGGCCUGCGCUUCUCUAGCCCCUCGGUCAAGAGGGACCACGAGGCCCACUGCGACUACAAGAAGCUCACCUGCCUGGAGUGCAUGCGCACCUUCAAGUCCUCCUUCAGCAUCUGGCGCCACCAGGUGGAGGUGCACAACCACAACAUGAUGACCGUCCGGGAGCAGUUGUCGCUCGGCCAGCAGGAGAACCAUGGGCAGGACGAUGAUGACGACGACGGCGGCGACGCUCCGCCUCGGGGACCGCACCUUCCGCAGCACCACCAGGAGUCGUUGGGCGACAACAUGAGGAAGGAGGCCUUCUACCGCGACUCCUCUUCGCUGCCCAUGUUCGACUCGGAGGACUCGUCGUACAUGCCCGAGGACCUCAGCAUGGGCUCUCAUGGCGAGCACGGCGAGCUGCAGGUGAAGGAGGAGCCCCUGGAGGAGGCGGUGAGCGAGAGGGAGAGUGCAGCCGCUGGGAGUGCUGCUGCUGCUGCUGCUGCCGCCGCAUCGGACGAGCCAGGCGUGUGGCCGUGCGAGAAGUGUGGCAAGCUGUUCAGCUCGCACAAGGACCUGGAGCGCCACCAGGAGCUGCUGUGCCACAUCAAGCCCUUCAUCUGCCACAUCUGCCACAAGGCGUUCCGCACCAACUUCCGCCUCUGGAGCCACUUCCAGUCCCAUGUGUCCACGGCGGACGAGCCCUCGGCCGCCAGGGAGAUGGAGCGUCGGGAGAUGGAGCUCCAGGCGUCGUCGCCAUCCCCCUCGCCACCGCUGUCCAUCUCCGUCUCGCCGACCAACGCAGCGGCUGCGUCCGUCGCUGCCUCUGAGGAGGAGGAGCCGGGCGGCCCCGUCGCCACGCCGGCCAAUAUCCCGGGGCCUGAGCAGGAAGGAGCCGGCGACGACGGACCCUCCUUGUCCAAGCCGGACGGCGCAGAGACAUCUCUCAGCCCUCAGGAAUCCGACACGCUGUUCUACCACGCGCCCACGCUCUCUGCUCUCACCUUUAAGAGGCAGUACAUGUGCAAGCUGUGCCACCGGACCUUUAAGACGGCAUUCAGCCUGUGGAGUCACGAACAGAGUCACAACCGCCUGUGACAGCAGCACCACCGAUGACCUGCAGUGCCAGAUUGGAUGGUUGACACGGAAGCAAGAUCAGAUUAUCAUGUGAUUUGUUUGUUGUGUAACUUUACACUUAGUCAUGUCGGGUCUGGCUAUUUAUUUGAUCCUCUAAUUUUGUGGAGCUUUAAAGAAUCAUUGGUUGUUA
Messenger RNA from Alosa sapidissima (American shad), 3438 nucleotides. RefSeq names its product zinc finger and BTB domain containing 21 (gene zbtb21). Lineage: Eukaryota; Metazoa; Chordata; Actinopteri; Clupeiformes; Clupeidae. Gene Ontology annotation, molecular function: DNA-binding transcription factor activity, RNA polymerase II-specific; protein binding; RNA polymerase II cis-regulatory region sequence-specific DNA binding. Gene Ontology annotation, cellular component: nucleus. Bases 111 to 3269 code for a protein of 1052 amino acids. The record is from RefSeq and is a predicted model, not a curated record. Gene Ontology annotation, biological process: regulation of transcription by RNA polymerase II. The transcript has 2 exons.